CCAACCGGCGGUGGAUGUCAGGAUCCGCUGACCACUGUCGCAGGAAAUCGACGUACAGUUUUAAACGGUGUUGGACGCGAGUGUUUGAACUUCCGGUCGAUCGGUAGUAGAGACAACGAUGACUCCCUCGUCGCGGUUCGCGUGAAUUUCGUUCGUGGGCAAGGUGCUUUUCCAGUGGUAAGGACAAUACCAGCCACGGAACUUUAGUUAGACAAAAUGCUAGUGCCGGCUGAUAUGCUCUCGGCCCAGACCAAAAUGGUCUACCAGAUCAACAAAUUCUUCGCGGAGCGCGUCAUGUCCAGAAAGGCCCAGAUCGCCAAGACCAUCCAGGAGGUCUGCCGGGUCGUCCAGGACGUCCUGAAGGAGGUCGAGGUUCAGGAGCCACGCUUCGUUUCCUCGCUGACCGACUACAACGGCAGGUUCGAUGGCCUCGACGUCAUCUCACCCACUGAAUUCGAGAUCGUCAUCUACCUCAACCAGAUGGGCGUCCUCAACUUCGUGGACGACGGCACCCUACCCGGCUGCGCGGUCCUCAAGCUCAGCGACGGCCGCAAGAGGUCCAUGUCCCUCUGGGUGGAGUUCAUCACUGCGUCGGGCUACCUGUCCGCCAGGAAGAUCCGGUCGAGGUUCCAGACCCUCGUGGCCCAGGCGUGCGACAAGUGCGCAUACCGGGAUGUGGUUAAGAUGAUCGCGGACACGACAGAGGUGAAGCUGAGGAUCCGCGAGCGCUUCAUCGUCCAGAUCACGCCGGCGUUCAAGUGUGCAGGCCUGUGGCCAAGAUCCGCGUCUCACUGGCCCAUACCCCACAUACCCUGGCCCCACCCGAGCCUCGUGGCCGAGGUCAAGACCGAGGGCUUCGACAUGCUCUCGAAGGAGUGCAUUGGCCUCCAAGGCAAGCAGUCAGCCAUGGAGGGCGACGCUUGGGCACUGUCGUUCGUCGUGGCUGAGAAUCGGUUGCUGCAAGGGGCAAGCCGGAGGCGGUGCCUGAGCAUCCUGAAGGCGCUGAGGGACCGGCAUCUUGAGAUACCAGGUAACCCGGUGACGAGCUACCACAUGAAGACGCUGCUGCUCUACGAGUGCGAGAAGCACCCACACGAGGCCGAGUGGGACGACGUUUGCCUCGCCGACCGUAUAAACGGGAUAUUCCUGCAGCUGAUCUCGUGCCUUCAGUGCAGGAGGUGUCCGCACUAUUUUCUGCCAAAUUUGGAUCUGUUCAAAGGGAAGUCGCCCAGUGGACUGGAGAACGCGGCAAAGGCUGUCUGGAGAUUGACGCGGGAACUGUUGACCAACAGCUUGGCCCUGGAGCAGCUGUAAUGUCGUUUUGUUUUUCUUUUUCCUUUGCUCUUUUUUUCCGAGGAGAUUUUCAUGCUUUGAUUUGACGACUUAAAACUUUGUUCUGUGAUGCCGUGUACGAGCCCGCGCGCGACUCGGGAAGAGCCGCGUGGAACCAUUGUCAAUGUACACGUACGUGUAUUUAUAGAUAUUAGUGCCAUAAAUUCGGGUGUGUUAUGUUUGAAAACCGAGUGAGAUCGUUUGUUGUUGUGCUUUUUAUCCUUUUUUUUUUGUUUGUCGCUGUCUUUGGUUACGCGGUUGUUACGAGGAAUGAAACCAAAAUAACGAGACGGGAAAAUUUUCUGCUGCAAAGCGAGUCAUUGAGCAAAUAAAAAUUGUUUGCGUUGUUAUUAGUGAUUUUUUUUUUCUUACUAAUCGAGUGCAGUGAAGACAGUAUACGUUAACCGGAGAACUUUGGAGAUGCAAUAGUCGAGUGGAAAAGAAGAUAAGAGUAUAGUUUUUAAACACUAUCAGUUUUUUCGAGUUUUAUAAUCAACGAAAAGAAAAGCACCGAUCCGAGUAGUGUUUGACAUCACCGAAGCGACGGCCAACGUCAAGUGUUACACGUGACGCUCCGUGGCAUAGGAGAUGGAUCCUACUUUUCAGCUCUUCUGCCACUGCCAAAAUGUUUAUAUCUUCAUACGUGUUCUUUAUUACGUGUUUUCUAACUUUACUAAAUCUAUAGUAAAAUGUGUACCUACUGUGCGCAAGUGUAAGAAAGACUUUGAAAAAAUGUCGCACUGCAGGACAAAAGAGUAAAUUGGCUUUAAAAAAUUUGGUUAUUCCUCCGUACUCUUUGUAUCUCGCUUUUGUAAAUAUUAUAUUAUUGAAAACAAAAAUUAUUUAUUGAAUUGUAACGAAUUUCCAAAAAUACAUCGAUAUUUAUAUGA
Molecule: messenger RNA, 2222 nt
Organism: Copidosoma floridanum
Lineage: Eukaryota; Metazoa; Arthropoda; Insecta; Hymenoptera; Encyrtidae
Product: protein mab-21
Source: RefSeq, a predicted model, not a curated record